Messenger RNA from Fonsecaea erecta, 1269 nucleotides. RefSeq lists its product as hypothetical. The coding region runs from base 1 to 1269 and encodes 422 amino acids. The transcript has a single exon. Lineage: Eukaryota; Fungi; Ascomycota; Eurotiomycetes; Chaetothyriales; Herpotrichiellaceae. The record is from RefSeq and is a predicted model, not a curated record.
AUGUCAGACUUUGAAGAUCGGCUUAGGUCUCUCUGUGAACCUGAAUCGCCAGCUCGAGCAUUCCCUGGGCUUGUCCUUCUCGCCAACGAUAAGACCGGGAACAGAGUAUAUGAGCAGGCUGUUGGGAAAACAUCGGUAGACGCAUCCAAGGCCAGGCCCCUCACCCCGGAUUCGGUCUAUUGGGUCGCCAGCUGCACCAAACUGGUCGCUGCCAUUUGCGCUCUCCAAGUUGUGGAGCAAGGGCUCAUUUCACUGGACGAUGAUGUUGGUAAGGUGUGCCCUGAACUGGCACACCCUGAUAUCCUGCUCGGUUUCGGCGAGGAUGAUAAACCCAUACUUCAAAAAUCUACUCGGCCAAUUCUUUUCAAGCAACUGUUAACUCACACAUCUGGCUUGGCCAACCACUUCAUCCACCCGGACAUUGCGAAGUGGUGGGAGAUCAGUGGGAAGAAUGUGGAGGACUACCAUGGAAAUAUUCUUGAGCUGUACAACACGCCUCUCGUCGCCGAGCCUGGCACUCAAUGGAACUACUCUCCCGGGCUUGACUGGGCGGGUGUGGUUGUUGCGCGCUUAACAAAAGAGACAGGCCUUGGUGCAUACGCAGAAAAGCAUAUCUGGAAGCCCCUGGGCAUCAAAAACGCCGCUUUCCGCCAGCGGGAUUUGCGCCUGAGUCCAAACGAACUAGAAGCGAGAUGGGUGUGGAUGACACGACGGGAUCAGGGAAAACUCGUCCCUGGUGAGCCCUUAUACCCGUUGAACCCUCAAGACGAGUGGGGGGGGGGAGCGUUGUAUAUUACUCCUGCGGAAUACAUGAAAGUCCUGACCUCUUUGCUGUGUAACGACGGAAGACUGCUUCGACCAUCUACAGUCGACAAACAUGUGUUCGAGCCAGAAUUGGUCGAGAGAAAAGUUGGUACGGACGCCCACAAGAGCCUGCUGAAGGUGCUUGCGACGCAUCGAGCGAGGCGAAUGUUCUCAGGUGGCCUCCCAGCGCCUGAUCCAGACCAUCCUAACGGCAAUGGUGGUACUAUCGAGUAUCAAUAUAGCCUCUUAGGCCUGCUCACCAGAAAGCAAGGGGAGAAGCAAUGGACCUUGUCGUGGAGCGGCUUGCCGAACUUAUUCUGGUGGGUGAACCCUGGUGAAGAGAUAUGUGGUAUGUACGCAAGUCAACUACUUCCACCAGGCGACCCGCAAAGUCUCGACUUGGCGUCUUUGUGGAGAACAACGAUGGAAGAGAGGUUUGGAAAAGUUUCUAUUGCUAGAACUUGA